Molecule: messenger RNA, 375 nt
Organism: Striga hermonthica
Lineage: Eukaryota; Viridiplantae; Streptophyta; Magnoliopsida; Lamiales; Orobanchaceae
Source: the annotation of a GenBank genome assembly
AUGCCAUCUCUCGCCGGCGCCGAAGAGGAAGGACGAGGAAGGGAAGAAGCAAGAUUAUUACGCGAAGACUGUGUACGCGAUUCGGCCCUCCGAGAGGAGUUUCCGGAGCUUUUCUACAGAGAGCUCAGCUUUGAUAUCUACAGGGACGAUAUAGUUUUUAAAGAUCCACGCAACACCUUUUUUGGAAUAGAGAACUAUAAAUCAAUCAUCUGCGAAUUGAGAUUUCAUGGGAAGAUAUUCUUCCGGGGUCUUUGGGUUGACAUUGUGAGCGUGUGGCAACCCGUAGAGAACACGAUAAUGGUCCGUUGGACUGUGCAUGGAAUCCUGCAUAUCCCAUGGGAGAGCCGUAGCAGAUUUGACGGUACCUCAGAGUAA